CGCUCGCCUCCGAUCCAUCGCCCACAGCCUCAUACAUCAGCCCCUCAGUUCCUCUUCGAUAUGAGGCCGUCCUGUGGAGAGGUGAUCCCGGCUCAGCAGCAGCAGCAGCUGCCCCGCAACCGCCCGUGGCGUCUUCCUCGUCCUCCGCGCCCAUGGGGUGCCGGCGGCGGGGGACGGCAACUGGGCCUCUCGGCGGCCGGGCUUCUCGUCAUCAUGCUCUUCCUCACCGUCAACGCCGGCGGGGCGAUCUACCUAUCGCUGGGCGACACCGGCGCCGUCGUCUCGGCCGCCGUCGCCUACGCCAGCCUAAUCGCCCUCGUCGCCUGCGUCGCCAUGUACGCGCGAGCGCCGGCCGACCCCCACUACUCGCCGUGGAGGAGCAGGCUCAGGGCGUUCGUGUGGCUGCUCACCAUGUCGCUCACCUUCCACUACGUCUACGAGGCCACGGCGGCGGCGACGACGACCAAGCCGACGCUCAACAGGGCGAUGAUGCUGUGGGCGAUGCCCGCGGCCACCGGGGUCGCCGUGUUCUACGUCUUCUUCCAGGUGGACAGGUACCCCGCACCGCGGGAGGAAGAAAUAGAUUUUCCAUGAGAACUACUUCGCCGAAGAAAAUGAAGGAUUUCCUGUGGCGAUUGAUGAGGAGCCAAGACUGAGCAGCCAAUGGCAUGGCAUACGCAUGUCCUGUGAGAGAUAAUUGACUACAUUAUUAUUGGGGAAAUAAAUGUUUGCAUAUAUAGUACGUACACAGGAUCUAGAUCUCUGUCCUUAUUAUGAUGCCUUUUAAUUUUACACAUAGCUAGAGAUAUAUAGUCUGGUGGUAUACCAAAUUAGCAAGCAAUGUAUAGAUUGACGACGCAUAGAUAUGAUUAAUAGAUGUCGUGUGGCCCACUCCUUUUA
This is a messenger RNA of Panicum virgatum (switchgrass), 900 nucleotides long. RefSeq lists its product as uncharacterized. The record is from RefSeq and is a predicted model, not a curated record. The transcript is spliced from 2 exons. Bases 61 to 594 code for a protein of 177 amino acids. Lineage: Eukaryota; Viridiplantae; Streptophyta; Magnoliopsida; Poales; Poaceae.